GAGCAAAGGGCAACAUGGUCAAGCUUAAAACAAAGGGAGACACAUGGGCCUAAAUUAUCAAUUAAAGUCCUCACAAAGUUGACCUGCGUCUCUGCUGCCCACAUGCCCAAACGGACAGUCUGCUGUGGCUCCUGGUGUGAGAAACAUCAAAAUUUGGCCCUUAAAAAACACAGUAAAUAUUUGAUUCAACCCACAAAACAGAUCGCUGUUAAAUGACGUCAAUUUAACAAUUCAUAUUCCCCACAUGAAAAACCAACCAAGUUCAAAAUUCUCAAAAAUGUUUUCUCCAUUCAUGAACACAUUCAUUCACAGCACUUGGAAUAAUCAUCAAAACCCUGACACUCAUGUUGGUGGUCAAAACAAAGAAGCAUCACUGCUCCCAACAUGGCUGUGCUCUGAUAAAAUUUGAGUUUCAAUUCAUUCUUGGUUUUAUACCUGUUUGCCUAUGAUUCUUUAACUUAUAUUGUAGAUCUCACCCCUUUACAUAAAAAGCAGACUUUUUACAGUCCAAAACUGUUAUUUAAUAGAAUAUUAGUACAAACGUUGCAUUUACAAUAAAAUUUUGUAGUUGGGCAGAUUCAUUUCCUUGACAUUUAUUAUUUAUAAUGAGCUAUUUAAUGUUUUAGAGAGAAUAUUUAUGAAUAAUUGAAUUGCUUUUUCUUGCUUUAAAUGACCACCAUUGAUUUCAAGAACAAAUACAAUAACUUUUAAUCAUUUUGUUAUUCUGACUUUUUUGAUGUCCUUUAUUUUUGUGCCUGCAGGCUGUGAGAGCGACUUCUGGGGACCUCACUGCAGCAAUCGGUGCCAGUGCCAAAACGGGGCUAAAUGUAACCCUAUAACAGGGGCCUGUGUUUGCACCGAAGGGUACCAGGGAUGGCGCUGCGAGGACCCCUGCGAGCACGGUUAUUAUGGCAAAGGGUGCCAGUUGCCCUGCCAGUGUCUCAAUGGUGCCACGUGUGACCAUGAGACAGGAGAGUGUAUCUGUGCACCAGGAUACACAGGAGCUUUCUGCGGGGAGCGGUGCCCCUCCGGCAGCCAUGGAUCGCAGUGUGAGCAGCGUUGCCCCUGUCAGAAUGGAGGCACAUGUCACCACAUUACCGGAGACUGUUCGUGCCCUGCUGGUUGGACGGGUUCGGUUUGCGCUCAGCCCUGCCCUCUGGGCAAAUAUGGCAUCAACUGCAGCAAAGACUGUUCGUGUCGCAAUGGCGGACUGUGUGACCAUGUCACUGGAAGGUGCCACUGUGCAGCUGGAUUCAGUGGACGCAGAUGUCAAGAGGACUGUCCUGUGGGAACCUACGGUCCACAGUGCAACCAAAGGUGUGAGUGCCAGAAUGGUGCAAAGUGUCACCACAUCAACGGAGCUUGUCUGUGUGAAACAGGCUUUAAAGGCCCUAAUUGUCAAGAGAGAUUCUGCCCUCCGGGCCUUUACGGCCUCAUCUGUGACAAGUACUGCCCUUGUAAUACCACCAACACCGUCAGCUGCCAUCCACUAUCUGGUGAAUGCACUUGCUCUGCGGGAUGGACAGGGCUUUACUGUAAUGAGACCUGCCCGCCUGGAUACUAUGGAGAGGGAUGCUUUGUGCCCUGUGGCUGCACCAAUGGAGCUGACUGUCAUCCUGUCACAGGGGUCUGUACCUGCGCCCCUGGCUUCAUGGGUGAGGACUGCGCUACAGUGUGUCCUCCUGGUCUAUUUGGGCCAAGCUGCAUGUCCACCUGCUCCUGCCACAAUCAAGCAUCUUGCUCUCCGGUCGAUGGCUCCUGCAUUUGCAGAGAAGGCUGGCAGGGUGUGGACUGCUCCAUUCCUUGUUCCAGCGGUAAGUGGGGUCUGGGCUGUAAUCAGACAUGCUUAUGCAGCAAUGGAGCUGCAUGUGACCCCGUGGACGGCACCUGUGCUUGUUCUUCCGGGUGGAGAGGGGAGCACUGUCACGAGUCCUGUCCUGAUGGCACCUAUGGGCUGGAAUGCCGUGAGCGGUGCGACUGUAGUCACGCUGACGGCUGUGACCCUGUGAGUGGCUACUGUCGCUGCUACCCAGGCUGGACAGGAAUCCACUGUGAUAACGUGUGCCCACAAGGCUUCUGGGGACCCAACUGUUCAGUCAGCUGUUCCUGUCAGAACGGAGGGUCCUGCUCUCCCGAGGACGGCACGUGUGUGUGCGCACCUGGAUACAGAGGGACCUCGUGUAAAAGAAUCUGCUCUCCGGGGUUCUACGGUCACCGCUGCAGCCAGACAUGUCCGCAGUGUGUGCACAGCAUCGGGCCUUGCCAUCACGUUACUGGUCACUGCGAGUGCCUCUCUGGCUUCACGGGCUCCCUGUGCAACCAAGUCUGUUCGAGCGGCAGGUACGGCAGGGCUUGCACCGAGAUCUGCCGCUGCACCAACAAUGGGACCUGCAACCCCAUCGACGGCUCCUGCCAGUGUUUCCCUGGCUGGACCGGAGACGAUUGUUCGCAGGCCUGUCCCUCUGGUCAUUGGGGUCCUGAUUGCCUCAACUCGUGUAACUGUCACAACGGAGCCCAGUGCAGUGCCUAUGACGGAGAGUGCAGGUGCAGCUCUGGUUGGACUGGUCUCUACUGCACACAGCGUUGUCCUUCAGGGUUCUAUGGAAAAGACUGCACCGAAGUGUGCCGCUGCCAGAACGGCGCGGACUGCGACCACAUCACGGGCCAGUGUGUUUGCCGAACAGGCUUCAUUGGGACAGGCUGCGAGCAGAAGUGUCUUGCUGGUACAUUUGGAUAUGGCUGCCAGCAGCUGUGUGAGUGCCUGAACAAUGCUACCUGUGACUAUGUGACUGGAACGUGCUACUGCAGCCCUGGAUAUAAAGGCAUCCGCUGUGAUCAAGCAGCUCUGAUGAUGGAAGAACUCAACCCAUACACCAAGAUUAGCCCAGCACAUGGGUCAGAGCGCCAGUCUGCAGGGGCUGUCAUGGGCAUCAUCUUUCUCCUCCUUAUCCUCAUGGCCAUGCUUAGUGUGUUUGUGUGGUACAGACAGAGACAAAGGGAAAAGGGCCAAGAGAUCCAGCCCAGUGUGUCCUACUCACAGGCAAUGCACAUUAACAGCACUGACUACUCUCUUUCUGAGUGUGGCAGUACUGUUGCAAUGAGGACCAGCGCAUCAGAGGUAAUCCAGAACCAGAACAGCACCAGCAGCACAAGCCAAUGCUUCUCCAACCCCAGCUACCCCACUGUAGCUCAGUGUAAUGUAGUCUCAACCAUUUCCAGCAACCUAGAUGGGACCCUGACACUCAAAUCAAGUACCCUGAAGAGCCGAAAUGGCUCAGAAUGGAGAGCCUUCUGCAACCUUAAUGACAUAGAGGUUCAACAGAGUGAGGCACAGCCACAAAGAGGGUCUAGAAAAGAUUACAUAAAGAGCUCCAUGUGCAACAACAGCUCCUGCUCCCUGAAUAGUGACAAUCCAUACGCCACUAUCAGAGACCCACCCGGGUUGUCGUGCAAGCAUACAGAGAGCAGCUAUGUAGAGAUGAAGUCCCCCUCCCACCGUGAAGUCCCCUUUGGAGGCACCGCCACGCUCCUGGGCACUGUGAGCAGGAACGUCUACGAUGUUGAGCCUACUGUGAGUAUCCUGCAGGGACCAAAUGGAAUGGCCACAGGCUUCUCCCAGGGCCCCUAUGAUCUUUCCUGUGGCAGCCACAUCCCCAGCCACUACGACAUUCUGCCAGUGCGCCACAGUCCCACACAUACACCCCCACCAGCCCCAGAAAGCCCCAGCUCCUUGCUUUAGAGCGGACACCGUCCACUUGGCCUGGACAACAUGCUGGCAACCGCAGGACACCUACUUUCAGCCAAUGGCUCUCCCUUUGUCUGUGUAUGUGUUUGUUUAGGUGCUGAAAUUCCAAGAUGGAGAGACAACCACAACUUCUUUGGAUCUGUUUGACUAUCUUCCUGUGACCCUGAGGAAAAGCGAGAGGAGGAGAAAGUGUCCCACACACCAGCGACUGUUCGCCACUUUUUAUUUUGUUAUGGAGCUGACCACUCACACUGCUGUCUGGCCUUUAUAUGGACCUCCUGAUGCGGAAUGGGAUUGUUCCAAACACUGCUGAGAGCAGGACACAUGAACUGGGUGGACGGUUUAUUUACACGGAGAGCUAUCCUAACGCUCAUUUUUAUCCCAUAAUAUAUGUUGAUUACUAUAGAAGAGCAGCCGAGUGUUUAUAAUGUCCCCACCAAGGUGAAAUUAUUGUCCUGAGAGAGGGAUUGUAGCAUAAAGAGAAGUUCUGCUCGUCAAACUCAGAAGCGAAGGAAUAUUUCCUGCGACCUAAAUGUCAUCCUAGAGAUGGGACUGUGAAAUGAGUUUGAGCAAGCAUGGGUAAAAUAGAAAACUGUUGUGAUGGUUCUGUAUUCGCUGUUAUCUAGUAAUGAUCACACACAUAAUACUUGCGUAAGGUACAUUUUGUUGUUAAUGAGGCCGCGUAUAUCUGGACAUGUUUUCAGGUCGCCAGUGUUCAUGCAUUUUUCACAUUUAUUGAGACUUACAGACACAGAAUCGGUCUAACGUUUGACCUUUUCCUUCACAUUAAUGAAGUGCUCCAAUCUUGUGUUGUUUUCCAUGUAAAGGCAUUUUUUCUUGGCAAACGUCUUGGUUUCUAUUUUAAGGUUAUUGGAAGAUUUGAACUUUAUGUUUUGUGUUUCGAAAGCUCUUUGCUUUAUGUAUUAAUUUAUAUUAUUAUUAUUAUUUUUUUUAUCAGUGUGGUUAUAAUAAUAAAAAAAAGAUGAGCAUGAUCAGAUAAUGAUACCCACCAAUGUAGAUUACACACAAUUUAUCUUCUUGUGAGAUUAGCUGUGUCAUUUUGUGAGCUGUUUUUGAAGUCACUUAAAAUAUUCUCUGUCAAACUGUAGAUUAAAAAUAACAUGACAUCUGGCCAAUUUAAGACCCAAAAGCAUUUACAAAGGGGAUUCAUGUGUGAUAGAAAUCUCUUUCUAAAACUUCCUUUUAUUUUCCUUUCAGGCUAAUUAAUAAUUAUAUUUUCUAGUAGACUGAAUUUGCUGGAAUCCAUUUAACCCUCUGUUGAAGCAAUAACAUGUUGACAAUCGAUGCACAGACAGCGUUUCACGGUUGCCGGACAUUAUCUCAUCUAUGAGGUGUGUAGUGACAGUUGAUCACACCUUACAUGACUGUUUGGCCUUUUAGGACGAUUUUAUUUCUAGUUGCCUGUCACAUAAAUCUGGUUGUGGUUUUGGUUUUUAAGUUUGUUUCCAAUUAAAUACCUCUUCUGUCACCAGAAA
Messenger RNA from Girardinichthys multiradiatus, 5241 nucleotides. Its product is annotated as multiple epidermal growth factor-like domains protein 11. The coding region runs from base 737 to 3739 and encodes 1000 amino acids. The record is from RefSeq and is a predicted model, not a curated record. NCBI's taxonomy places the organism in Eukaryota, Metazoa, Chordata, Actinopteri, Cyprinodontiformes, Goodeidae. Gene Ontology annotation, molecular function: scavenger receptor activity. The transcript has 20 exons.